Molecule: messenger RNA, 6984 nt
Organism: Ostreococcus tauri
Lineage: Eukaryota; Viridiplantae; Chlorophyta; Mamiellophyceae; Mamiellales; Bathycoccaceae
Product: RNA recognition motif, spliceosomal PrP8
Exons: 2
Coding region: 1-6984 (2327 amino acids)
Biological process (GO): mRNA splicing, via spliceosome; spliceosomal tri-snRNP complex assembly
Cellular component (GO): U5 snRNP; catalytic step 2 spliceosome
Molecular function (GO): U5 snRNA binding; pre-mRNA intronic binding; U6 snRNA binding
Source: RefSeq, a predicted model, not a curated record
AUGGAGGACGCGGAUGGCGACGACGUCGCGCCCACGGAGGCGAUGAUGGAGAAGGCGAGAAAGUGGCAAACGCUGAACGCGAAGAGGUAUAGUUCGACGAGAAAGUUUGGGUACGUCGAACCGGCGAAGGAGGAGAUGCCUCCGGAACACGUACGGAAGAUCAUUAAGGAUCACGGGGACAUGUCGAGUAGGAAGUUUCGGCACGACAAGCGCGUGUACUUGGGGGCGCUUAAAUUCGUCCCGCACGCGGUGUACAAGCUCCUAGAGAAUAUGCCGAUGCCCUGGGAACAGGUGCGACACUGCUCGGUGAUUUAUCACAUCACGGGCGCGAUCACGUUCGUGAAUGAGACGCCGCGAGUGAUAGAGCCGGUGUUCAUCGCGCAGUGGGGGACGAUGUGGAUCAUGAUGAGAAGGGAGAAGAGAGACAGAAAGCAUUUCAAGCGCAUGCGGUUCCCGCCGUUCGACGACGAAGAACCUCCGCUCGAUUACGCGGAUAACUUGUUGGACGUCGACCCGUUGGAGCCGAUCAAUAUGGAACUCGAUCCGGAGGAGGAUGCGCACGUGGAGGAGUGGUUCUACGACCACGCUCCGCUGAAGUGGACCAAGUUCGUCAACGGCUCGAGCUACCGCAACUGGCAGCUCCCGCUUCCAGUGAUGGGUAACUUGCAUAGACUUGCGUCGCAGCUACUGAGCGAUUUGACGGACAAGAAUUACUUUUACCUCUUCGAUCACAAAUCCUUCUUCACCGCCAAGGCGUUGGGGAUGUGCAUCCCGGGUGGUCCAAAAUUCGAGCCGCUUUUCAGAGACAUGGAUCGGGCGGACGAAGAUUGGAACGAAUUUAACGAUAUCAAUAAGCUCAUCAUUCGCAGCGCGCUACGAACGGAAUACAAGGUGGCGUUUCCGUACUUGUACAACAACCGUCCGCGCAAGGUGGCGCUCGCGACGUACCACUCGCCGAUGGUGAUGUUCAUCAAGACGGAGGAUCCGGACUUGCCAGCGUAUUACUAUGAUCCCUUGAUCCACCCGAUUGCGUUUUAUAGAUCGAACAAGGACAAGGCGUCGACGUCGCAGGAUGACGAUGAGAGUGAUGAGGAAUUCCAACUUCCGGUUGGCAUUGAGCCUUUCUUAGAAGAGACGCCGCUGUACACAGAGAACACGGCGAGCGGCAUCGCGUUGCUGUACGCGCCUCGGCCGUUCAACCUUAGGAGUGGGCGCAUGCGCCGCGCCAUGGACGUCCCGUUGGUGAAUAACUGGUUCCACGAGCACUGCCCGUCGGGGUAUCCUGUCAAGGUGCGCGUGUCGUACCAAAAGUUGUUGAAGAGUUUUGUGUUAAACGAGUUGCACAAGCGACCGCCAAAGUCGACCAAGCGGCGAAAUCUCUUCGUGGCGCUCAAGAAGACGAAGUUCUUCCAGUGCACGGAGCUCGACUGGGUCGAGGCGGGUUUGCAAGUGUGCAGACAAGGCUACAACAUGCUCAACCUGUUGAUUCACCGCAAGAACCUGAACUAUUUGCACUUGGAUUACAACUUCAACUUGAAACCUGUGAAGACACUGACGACCAAGGAGCGUAAGAAGAGUCGAUUCGGGAACGCGUUCCACCUUUGCCGAGAAGUUCUUCGUCUCACAAAGCUCAUCGUGGACUCAAACGUGCAAUUCCGCCUCGGCAACAUUGAUGCGUAUCAACUGGCGGACGGUUUGCAGUACUGUUUUUCUCACGUCGGUCAACUGACGGGGAUGUACAGAUACAAGUACAAACUCAUGAGACAGAUCAGAAUGUGCAAGGAUCUCAAGCACUUGAUCUAUUAUAGAUUCAACUCAGGUCCAGUUGGUAAAGGUCCAGGCGUCGGCUUCUGGGCGCCGAUGUGGCGCGUGUGGCUCUUCUUCUUGCGAGGCAUCGUGCCGUUGCUCGAGCGCUGGUUGGGCAACUUGCUCGCGCGCCAAUUCGAGGGUCGUAAUAACAAGGGCAUCGCCAAAACGGUCACGAAGCAGCGCAUCGAGUCACACUUCGAUCUCGAAUUGCGCGCCGCCGUCAUGCACGACAUCUUGGACGCCAUGCCUGAGGGCGUGAAGCAAAACAAGGCGCGAACGAUUCUCGCGCACCUUUCAGAGGCAUGGAGAUGCUUCAAGGCUAACAUUCCGUGGAAGGUGCCGGGGAUGCCCGCGCCAAUCGAGAACAUGAUUCUGAGAUACGUCAAGAGUAAGGCUGACUGGUGGACGAACGUCACGCACUACAACCGUGAACGGAUUCGUCGCGGUGCGACAGUGGACAAGACCGUCUGCCGCAAAAACCUCGGGCGAUUGACGCGUCUGUACCUCAAGGCAGAGCAAGAACGUCAGCACAACUAUCUGAAGGAUGGUCCUUACGUAACUCCGGAAGAGGCGGUUGCGAUUUACACGACAACGGUGCAUUGGCUCGAAUCGCGCAGAUUCUCUCCGAUUCCGUUCCCGCCGUUGUCCUACAAACACGAUCGAAAGCUUUUGAUUUUGGCCCUUGAGCGUCUCAAGGAGAACUACUCAGUCGCCGCUCGUUUGAACCAAACCCAGCGUGAAGAGUUGGGAUUGAUCGAGCAAGCUUUCGACAACCCGCACGAGGCGCUGAGUAGAAUCAAGCGACAUCUGUUGACUCAGCGCGCGUUCAAGGAAGUGGGCAUCGAAUUCAUGGACCUAUACUCGCACUUGAUCCCGGUCUACGAGAUCGAACCUUUGGAAAAGAUUUCAGACGCGUACCUCGAUCAGUACAUCUGGUACGAGGCCGACAAGCGUCAGCUCUUCCCCAACUGGAUCAAGCCGUCCGACACGGAACCUGCCCCGCUGUUGGUGUACAAGUGGUGCCAAGGGAUCAACAACUUGACAGAUGUUUGGGAAACGAGUGAGGGCGAGUGCGUGGUGAUGUUACAGACACGAUUUGAAAAGAUGUUUGAAAAGGUCGAUCUCACCCUGCUCAACCGUCUCAUGCGUUUGAUUGUGGAUCACAAUAUCGCCGAUUACUGUACGGCAAAGAACAACGUCGUCAUUUCGUAUAAGGACAUGCAGCACACGAACAGUUACGGCAUGAUUCGCGGCUUGCAGUUUGCCUCCUUCAUGACGCAGUACUACGGGUUGGUUUUGGAUUUGCUUCUCCUCGGUUUGACGCGUGCGUCAGAAAUUGCGGGUCCGCCGAACAUGCCGAACGAGUUCAUUUCAUACCGCGAUGUCGAGACCGAGACGCGGCAUCCCAUCCGUUUGUACUCUCGCUACAUUGACAAGGUGCACGUCUUGUUCAGAUUUAAUGCGGAAGAGUCGCGCGAUUUGAUUCAGCGCUAUCUCACCGAGCACCCGGAUCCGAACAACGAAAACAUGGUAGGUUACAACAACAAGAAGUGCUGGCCUCGCGACGCGCGAAUGCGUCUGAUGAAGCACGACGUGAACUUGGGCCGAGCUGUGUUCUGGGACAUCAAGAACCGUCUGCCUAGAUCGUUGACGACGCUCGAGUGGGACAGCGGUUUCGUGAGCGUGUACUCUCGCGACAACCCGAACUUGUUGUUCUCCAUGUGCGGAUUCGAAGUUCGAAUCUUACCCAAGAUCCGCAUGGCGACCGAGUACUUUGCCAACAAGGAUGGCGUAUGGAACUUGAGCAAUGAACAGACCAAGGAGCGAACUGCUCAGGCGUUCUUGCGCGUCGACGACGAAGCUCUCAAGGGAUUCGAAAACCGCAUCCGGCAAGUGUUGAUGUCUUCUGGAGCGACUACGUUCUCAAAGAUAGUCAACAAAUGGAACACCGCGUUGAUUGGCUUGAUGACGUACUACAGAGAGGCGACGAUUCACACCUCUGAGCUUCUCGAUCUGUUGGUGAAGUGCGAGAACAAGAUUCAGACGAGAGUGAAGAUAGGUUUGAACUCCAAGAUGCCGAGCAGAUUCCCGCCCUGCGUCUUCUUCUCGCCAAAGGAGAUCGGCGGUCUCGGUAUGCUUUCGAUGGGUCACAUCUUGAUUCCCCAGAGCGAUCUGCGAUACAGCGUACAAACCGACUCUGGCAUCACGCACUUCCGAUCUGGAAUGACGCACGAAGAGGAUCAGCUCAUUCCGAACCUCUUCCGCUACAUCCAACCCUGGGAGGCCGAGUUCAACGACUCUCAGCGCGUGUGGGCUGAAUACGCGUUGAAGCGUCAAGAGGCUCAGGCGCAGAACCGACGUCUGACUCUCGAGGAUUUGGAAGAUUCAUGGGAUCGCGGUAUUCCGCGCAUCAAUACUUUGUUCCAAAAGGAUCGUCACACACUUGCUUACGACAAGGGUUGGCGCGUGCGAUUAGCCUUUAAGGAGUAUAACCUGACGAGACAAAAUCCGUUCUGGUGGACUCAUCAACGACACGACGGCAAACUUUGGAACCUAAACAACUACCGCACUGACGUCAUUCAGGCUCUCGGCGGCGUUGAAGGUAUUCUUGAGCACACUCUCUUCAAGGGGACUUACUUCCCCACGUGGGAAGGCUUGUUCUGGGAAAAAGCGUCAGGAUUCGAGCAGUCCAUGCAGUACAAGAAGUUGACGAACGCUCAGCGCAGUGGUUUGAAUCAAAUUCCGAACAGACGUUUCACUUUAUGGUGGUCCCCCACGAUCAACCGCGCCAACGUGUACGUCGGUUUCCAAGUGCAGCUUGAUUUGACUGGAAUUUUCAUGCACGGUAAGAUCCCGACGUUGAAGAUUUCGUUGAUUCAAAUCUUCCGCGCGCACUUGUGGCAAAAGAUUCAUGAGUCUGUGGUCAUGGACAUGUGCAACGUGUUUGAUCAAGAACUCGACUCCCUUGAAAUCGAGACGGUUCAAAAGGAGACUAUUCACCCGCGUAAGUCAUACAAGAUGAACAGCUCCUGCGCAGACAUCUUGCUCUUCGCAGCUUACAAAUGGUCAAUUUGUAAGCCAUCUCUCAUGGGCGACACGAAUGAUGCGUUCGACCAGAAGAGCUCGAACAAGUUCUGGGUCGAUAUUCAACUUCGUUGGGGUGACUUUGAUUCGCACGACAUCGAGCGCUACACGCGCGCAAAGUUUUUGGAUUACACCACAGACAGCAUGUCCAUUUACCCGUCACCAACUGGCGCAAUGAUUGGCAUCGACUUGGCCUACAACCUACAUUCAGCGUACGGUAACUGGUUCCCCGGGUGCAAACCUUUGGUGCAGCAAGCCAUGGCGAAGAUCAUGAAGGCGAAUCCGGCCUUAUACGUCUUGCGCGAGCGCAUCCGCAAGGGUCUGCAGUUAUACUCGUCCGAACCGACGGAGCCGUACCUCAACUCGCAAAAUUACGGCGAGCUGUUCAGUAACCAAACUAUCUGGUUCGUCGACGAUACCAAUGUGUACCGCGUGACGAUUCACAAGACUUUUGAGGGUAACUUGGUGACCAAGCCAAUCAACGGAGCGAUUUUCAUCUUCAACCCGCGCACUGGCCAACUCUUCCUGAAGAUCAUUCACACGAGCGUGUGGGCUGGUCAAAAACGUCUCGCGCAGCUUGCGAAAUGGAAGACCGCGGAAGAAGUUGCGGCGCUAAUUCGUUCGCUUCCGAUCGAAGAGCAACCGAAGCAAAUCAUCGUCACGAGAAAGGGCAUGCUCGAUCCACUUGAGACGCACAUGCUUGAUUAUCCAAACAUCGUCAUCAAGGGAAGCGAAUUGCAACUGCCGUUCCAAGCUUGCAUGAAGAUUGAGAAGUUUGGUGAUCUAAUUUUGAAGGCGACGGAGCCGCAGAUGGUGCUCUUCAACAUUUACGAUGAUUGGCUGAAGACCAUCUCUAGCUACACCGCUUUCAGCCGCUUGAUCUUAAUUCUUCGCGCCCUCCACGUGAACAACGAGAAGGCCAAAAUGAUGUUGCGUCCAGACAAGAGCGUCGUCACGCUCCCGCACCAUGUGUGGCCAGACCUGACCGACGAGCAGUGGAUCAAGGUUGAAAUCGCGCUCAAGGACUUGAUCUUGGCCGACUACUCGGCGAAGAACAACGUCAACGUUUCCGCGUUGACGCAAAGCGAAGUGCGAGACAUUAUACUCGGUGCCGAGAUUACGCCGCCGUCCGUACAACGCCAAGAGAUUGCAGAUAUUGAGAAGCGUGGUCAAGACGCGAACCAACAGAUCGCUGUCACGACGAAGACCACCAACGUCCACGGCGACGAGCUCAUCGUCACUACGACGAGCCCUUACGAACAGGCGACGUUUGGAAGCAAGACAGAUUGGCGCAUUCGGGCAAUUAGCGCCACCAAUCUGCACUUGCGCGUUAACCACAUCUACGUGAACAGCGACGACUUGAAGGAGACCGGUUACACGUACAUCAUGCCGAAAAAUGUGUUGAAGAAGUUCAUCAUGAUAGCAGACUUGCGAACACAAAUCGCCGGCUAUAUGUACGGAGUCUCCCCUCCAGACAAUCCGCAAGUCAAGGAAAUUCGCUGCGUCGUGAUGCCGCCGCAGUGGGGUAAUCACAGCUCGGUGAACUUGCCGUCCGCGCUCCCGGAACACGACUACUUGAGCGACUUGGAACCGUUGGGUUGGAUCCACACUCAACCAAAUGAGAGUUCGCAGUUGCAACCGCAAGACUGCACGCAACAUGCUAAGAUUUUGGAGCAAAACACAUCUUGGGAUGGUGAGAAGUGCAUAAUUUUGACGUGCUCGUUUACGCCCGGUUCUUGUUCGCUGACGGCGUACAAAAUCACGCCGGGUGGCUACGAGUGGGGACGAGCAAACAAGGACAUGACGAGCACGAACCCGCAAGGAUACUCUCCGGGACAUUUCGAAAAGGUGCAAAUGCUUCUUUCCGAUCGUUUCUUGGGCUAUUAUAUGGUUCCGGAUGGCGGUUCGUGGAACUACUCGUUCCAAGGCGUUAAGCACUCCGCAGGCAUGAAGUACGCGCUCAAACUCGGAAAUCCGCUCGAGUUCUAUCACGAAAAGCAUCGACCGACGCACUUCCUAGAAUUUGCCUCGCUCGAAGCGGAAAAACCAGAGGAGACGGCGCCGAUGGAUCGAGAAGAUGUCUUCGCAUAA